Molecule: messenger RNA, 4119 nt
Organism: Cuscuta campestris
Lineage: Eukaryota; Viridiplantae; Streptophyta; Magnoliopsida; Solanales; Convolvulaceae
Source: the annotation of a GenBank genome assembly
AGAUGUGUACUCUAACCUUACCCCAGUAAAAUAUAGAGACUGUUCCUCUUAGACCCUUGAUGGAGAUUAACAUUUACAACCCAAAACUUUAUUGAAAGUAAGAAGCAAAGGAAUCUCAAUGUGCAAUUUUUUGUCAUUACAUCCAAGUACCCUUGUAUUUUCAUGAUAGAAUAUCAUAUCAAGGAAUGAUAAGAAAAUGAAAGUAUAAAAGCAAAUGGUGGCGUGAAAAAGACUAGAGCAAUCAAAAUCAGGAAACUUUCAAGGAUAAGCAAAUUUUUUGCAAGAUAUUUCCCCCAACAUGAAAUAACAAGGAAAUUUUCCCCUACCGGAAUGCAAAAUUAGAGAUAGUCGUCUACAUUAGGAGGAGCAUAAAAUACAGAAUCUGAGUACCUGGAAUAGACGGGGAAGGUCGGAGAAUUGUUGAAGACGACGGAGUCGAAUGAAAAUCCACAACACUUCUAUCAGUCAUUUCAACCAAAGACAUUUUUAUAAUGGAAGGUUCAAAGCCAAAUGGCACCCUAAGACAUUUUUAAGCAUUUGCAACCAAUAUGUUGUUAUUAAAAUUUUGAAGGAUACCAACUUUUAUUCUGUCUGUAAAUCUGCAAUUGAUAUUGAUCUAAUUCAGUACUUUAUUUUUCUAUCAUUACUAGCCAUGAUUGAUAUUCUUCUUUACUGUAAAUAGUGAAGUCCACAUCGUUGGGGAUCUGGUUUUAGAGUAUGAUAGGGUCAUACUACUCAAAUGUUCUUGCAUCUUGAUUUUUUUUUGGGGAUUUUUAGUAAAGAUUGUUUCUUUAUUAUGAUUGGAUAAUAUUGGUUGACUUAUUUGAGUUUAUUCCAUAUUUGAAUGGAUACAACAAUAUAAAGGACUAAAUGUUCUUAACUUACAAAGGACGCCCACAGAAAUUUACCAUUCAACUUAAUGAUCAACUGGCGGAAGGUUAUACAGGGGACCUGGAAGUAUUCACUACUCUCAAGUAUGUAGAACCACUAGGAGUAUUUUGUUUGUAUGAUGGACUAACAUGAAACGCCAAAGACCACUUUUGGAAUUUACUCAAAACUAUAUAUAGCCAAGGAAUAAUUUUUAAUGCUCUAGCUAUGGUUUCCUUUUCAGCUUAUUUUAUUUUAGGUGAUUGAGUAUACUAUAUUAACUUGCUUUCUUCUGAUGUUGGCUUCUUGUGGAUCCACUGUAUGGACUUUUGCUGAUUGAAUUGCGUGAGGGGCUUGUUUUCAUGUUUUCCACGAGCAUCCUGCUACAAAUCCUGACAGGUUCAAGUGUUCAACUAAUUUGCCACUUUUGCACAUGGCUGCAAGAUUGCGCCUUUUCAGCAUCUGCAACAUUUUAUCAUCUUUGAUAGUGGAAACAGGGAAACCUAUGCAAAGAUUUAUAUGUGCCGCAUUUCGUUCAACUGUUACUGAAAACUUUGGAGACAAUCGCAGCAAGGGUUAUAGCAGCCUAGCAAACAGUUUAGCAUCUUUGGUUGAGGAAUCUUCAGUUCUUCAGAAUGAAAAAACAACUUUGUCAUUAUCACAGAACUUGGCCAGCUUAGUUGAGGAGACCUCUAUAGCUAUGGACACAAAACAGAUGUCUAGGAUGGAGCGGAAGAGGUUUCUCGAACGGAAAACCAAGAAGAAGGUGAAGGCACAAUAUGCAGAUGGUAAGUUUAAGGACCUAAUGGAAAAAGUGAUUAGUGAUCCCGAGACUCUUCGGGAUGCUUAUGAGUGUAUUAGACUGAACUCUAAUGUUGAUCCGGUGUUGAAUGGAGAUGACUUGCCUUUUGAAUCCAUGGCAGAAGAGUUAUCCCUUGGGCAUUUCAAGGUAAGUGCUAACACAUAUUCAAUUGCAAGUAGGGGUCCAAUGAAAGAAGUAAUUGUCCUUCCGAACGUUAAGCUUAAAGCUGUUCAAGAAGCUAUUAGAAUAGUAUUGGAAGUUGUUUACAGACCGAAAUUCUCCAAGAUCUCACACGGGUGUAGAAGUGGAAGAAGUCACCUUUCUGCCCUUAAAUACAUCUGUAAGGAUAUGAAGGACGCCAACUGGUGGUUUACAUUAUCUAUAAACAAAAAGCUUGACGGUUUCAUCCUUGCGAAACUUUUUUUGGUCAUGGAAUAUAUGAUUGGGGAUACUAUGCUAUAUGAUGUCAUCCGGAGCAUGUUUGACUGUCAAGUCCUGAAUUUAGAAUUUGGUGGUUUUCCUAAAGGACACGGUCUCCCACAAGAGGGGACAUUAUCACCUAUAUUGAUGAACAUAUAUCUUGACCUCUUGGACCGAGAAAUGUACAGAUUGUCAAUGAGAUACGAAGCUCUUCUUGACACGGGACUGAAGACCGAAGGAGAAGGGACCCGUUCUAAGCUGCGCGAUUGGUUUAAGAGGCAAAUGAAUCGCGGUGGCUCCACUGAGGGGUAUUCUGGUAACAGGGUGCAAAGUUGCCGUUUCAUGGAUGAGGUUUUCGUCGCGGUCUCCGGUAGCAAAGAAGUUGCUGUUUCUUUAAAGUCUGAACUUCGAGAUUUCAUGAAAAACUCUCUCCACUUGGAAGUUGACAAUGAUGAUGAUGAUGAUGAUAUUUUGCCAUGCGAUGGGCCUGCAGGGGUUCGGUUCCUGGGCUGCUUGGUCAAAAGAAGCCCAGUGGAGAUUCCCGCGGUAAAAGCAGUUCACAAAUUGAAGGAAAAAGUAAGGUUAUUUGCGGCUCAGAGACAAGAGGCGUGGGACAGAGGGACCCUUAGGAUUGGGAAGAAAUGUCUGGCCCACGGGCUUAAGAAGGUGAAAGAAUCCGAGAUCAAACAUUUAGCAGAUAACACCUCUACUUUAAGUGAAAUUUCCUGCCACCGUAAAUCUGGAAUGGAAACUGAUCACUGGUUCAAAGUCUUACUAAAAGUGUGGAUCCAAGAUGUGAAUGGUAAAAAUGCAGAGAGCCAGGAAUUCAUCUUAUCCAAACACAUGGUCGAACCGUCCCUCCCAAAAGAACUAAGAGAUUCCUUUUAUGAAUUCCAAAACCAAGUCGACAAAUAUGUUUCUUCAGAAACAUCUGCAACUCUAGCCCUUCUUCCUAACCCAACUUCUUCGUUCAAAACCCAGAUUAUUGCCCCCAUUAAUGCCAUCAAGAAGUGUUUAUACAGGUACGGGUUGACAAACUUUGAUGGGUUUCCCCAUACAUGUCAUGUCCUCAUUUUUCUGGACCGCGACCACAUCAUCGACUGGUUUUCUGGCAUAGCCACGCGGCUCCUCAGGUGGUACAGGGAGUUUGACAACUUCAAUGAAGUGAAGUUGGUCAUCUGUCACCAACUGAGGAUGUCUUGCGUUAGAACACUGGCAGCAAAGUACAGAAUCCAUGAGAAAGUGAUUGAGAAGAUGUUUGAUUCAGAGCUGAGCAGAAUCCCUUCAAGUGCUGACAUUGAAGACGACGAGUUUGAGCGGGCCCCGGCGUCUCAGAAGGACGAUGACGACGAGUCGUUGACCUACGGGAUUGCGUACAGUGGCGGGUGCCUGCUGUCUUUGGUUCGGGCGGUCAGUGGGUCCCGCCCCUGCAACUGUUUUGUGGUGGGGUGUGGGGCCGCGGCCCCACGCGUGUAUUCUCUUCAUGUGAUGGAGAGGCAGAAGUUUCCAGGCUGGAAAACUGGGUUUUCCAGCUCCAUACACCCUGGUUUACACAGGAGGAGGUUUGGGCUGUGUAAUGAUCAUUUGAAAGAUCUGUUUCUGGGUCAUAUUUCUCUUCAAUCUAUUGAUUUUGGUUCUUGGAAGUGAGAUGAUAAUUCAAGAAGUUUUGCUUUGUUGAGAAAAUGGUGAACUCUGUACACUACCACAUUCCAUCUUGAAACCAUUCUAAAAUCUUAGGGUCCGUUUGGCACAUAGAAUUGACGGAAUUUGAAUUGAAUCGAGAGUAGAAAGUCUAUGGAUUUGAUUUGGAUGAAAUUGAGUUCUCCGAUUCCAGUUUAUUUUUGGCACUACCAAUUCGCAAUCCACAUAUUUUUGUCCUACCCAAGAGUAAAAUUGAAUUGGUUGUCCCCAAUUCUAAUUUCAUGAUUUGAAUUCCGUGUAUCAAACAGAGCUUUAAAGUAUUUGUAUUGAAUCUGUUUAUGUUUUUCUUCUUUCACUUGGUUCGGAUAAGAGGGCAACUUUGUACAUUC